Esox lucius (northern pike) is the source of this 4472-nucleotide messenger RNA. RefSeq names its product RAS and EF-hand domain containing (gene rasef). Gene Ontology annotation, molecular function: calcium ion binding; GTP binding; GTPase activity. Bases 349 to 2493 code for a protein of 714 amino acids. Lineage: Eukaryota; Metazoa; Chordata; Actinopteri; Esociformes; Esocidae. The transcript is spliced from 17 exons. The record is from RefSeq and is a predicted model, not a curated record.
CCUCACUGAGUGCUCAAAUAGCCGCGUCUGCCCCCGUGCUCGUGCUCCACCUCCACUGUAUUGGUUUACCUGGCAAGACAGCCUCUCUACAGCUAUUUGAUAUACGGCACUGACACAAGACGCACACAUUAAUAUGGUUGGCCUAAAGCGGUCGAAGUCAUCCUGGAAAUAAUUCACAAUUGGGUUUAACUUCCGACAAGGCGUAGAAAGACUUCGAUAACAGUCUAGAAGGGACUUUUGAAAACUUUUGGUUGUUUUUUGUUGCCCGUACUGGUAUUCCCUGGGUUAUUUCGGCGGUAGUUGUUUGGCGGGGCUUUCCACUCUGCCUAAACCGUGUCGUUACCAGGCAUGGCUAUGGACAGAGAGAGUCUGUGUUCUCUUUUUGACGCUUGUGAUGCGGAUAAUUCUGGAAAAAUUGAAAAAGACGAGUUCAUCAAAAUCUGCUCAGAGCUCAAUGUCCCACCGUCAGAGAGAGAACACAUAUUUUCUAAACUGGACAUUGACCGAGACGGGACAAUCGAUCUAGCGGACUUCAUUAGCGGCUUCCACGGGAUCUCGGAGCAAGUGUUUGAAGGGGAAACCGAUAGCGAUACUUGGGAAGUUUCAUCUCAGGCCUGGGAAGAUUUCCAAACCCGGCUUGGCGACCAUGCCAAGUUCAUACCCAGAAGGGAGCAGGCUGCCACGCUGUACCAGAACAUCCAUUUGACGGAGCCCAGGAUGGUUUCUCAGUAUGAAAGAGUCAUCAUGAGCUUCACCAGUGAGAUCAAACAGCACAACGCUGAGAUAGAGAACCUGGCCCUGGCUGUGAAACGAGCCCAGGACAAGGCCGCCAUGCAGCUCAGUGAGAUGGAAGAAGAGAUGGAAACACGGAUCCGUGCAGCUGAGAACAAAACACGCCAACAGGAGGCCAAGCGGGCCGAGGCUGCUCUGAGCGAACUGAAGAGACACUAUGAGUCGGAGGUGUGUGAGUUGCAGCACAAGAUCCAGAAGAUGAAGUUGAUUGAAGAACAGUACAACAACAUCAACAUGAAAGAUGAGUCCUCAACACUGAAGAGGAAGAUCAACGAGAUGACUCUGGUGAGAUGGGUCUCCCAGGAGAACCAGCGGUUAAAGCAGGAGCUGAUGCAGUCUCACACCAACAUAGCCUUCCUGCAGAGUGAACUGGACUCUUUGAAGAGCGACCUGACGGACCACAGCAUCAACUUAGAGCGGGACGAGGCAAUGAUGAGAGGGUUUUCUGAGGAGAGGGAAAACCUGGAGCGACAGAUAAAGGUUUUACUGACGGCUAACAGGAAGCUCCAUGACAGUAAUGACGGGCUGCGCAGCUCCCUGGAGAACACCCACAGUAAGAGCAACAAGCGUUGCAACAGUGCUUCCCCAGUCAGCUCCCUCAGCAGAAGAAAGAGCAUCUGCUACUCAACUCCAUACUUCGAAAGGUUCUACCAGGCCGGUGCGGAUGAGGAUGGCGAUCCACUGAGGGCCCUGUGUGGUGUUGGUGGCUCUCUGCAUCGUCGGAGGGCCAGCCUUGACACCCUAGCCCUGGCCCUGUGUGACCCGGCUAUGCAGGGCAGCUUUGAGGUAGACAGCCUGCCCGAGAGCUGCCUAGACAGUGGCAUGUCCACGUUGCGUGGCUCCCACAAUGGAUACGACUCUGAGCAGGAGGUUAAAGGGCAUGAGGACGAGGAGGAGGAGGAGGAACAAAAGGCGGCCAUGAACACUGACUGCCUGGGUGCAGAGAUGCGGGAUGAGAUGGGAUCAGACAGUGGUUCGGUCCAGGACUGGAAACCCUCCGAACCGGUCAGCCAACCCAGCUCCACGCGGAAAGCCCUCUCCGCCAUCACCACAGAGGUUAAGGAGGAGUCAGCUGACCUGAGCAGUGUGACGUCAGAAAAGGCCUAUCGGGUGGUGUUGGCAGGAGACGCAGCAGUGGGCAAGUCCAGCUUCCUGCUACGCCUGUGCAAAAACGAGUUCCGUGGGACAACCAGCGCCACACUGGGGGUGGACUUUCAGAUGAAGACCCUGGUGGUGGACGGAGAACUCACUGUACUACAACUAUGGGACACGGCAGGCCAAGAGAGAUUCCGGAGCAUUGCUAAGUCCUACUUCAGACGGGCAGAUGGCGUCCUCCUGCUCUAUGACGUGACCUGUGAAAAGAGCUUCCUCAACGUGCGAGAGUGGGUGGACCUGAUCCAGGAUGUGUCCCAGGAGCACAUUCCCAUCAUGCUGGUGGGAAAUAAGUGUGACCUGAGACAGGAGGCUCUGCAGAACGGGACCUCCUGCAUCCCCACCAGUUACGGAGAGAAGCUGUCCAUGUCGUAUAGCGCCCUCUUCUGUGAGACCAGCGCCAAGGACGGAUCUAAUGUCAUAGAAGCUGUGCUGCACCUAGCCAGAAAGGUGACCAAGCAGGCCCAUAUAGGUAAGAACAAGGAGACUGUGACGAACCUCCACAAAGGUCCCAACAAGAAGAUGUCUGGUGCCACCUGCUGCGCAUGAAGAAUGAGUCAAACAGGAAGCCCACUGGGGUAACCAGGCAACAGAAGACCACACAGCUAGAAAACAGUGUUCUACAGCGGACCAGGAAAACCAUGCCACUUCUGGAAUGCCACAGCAGUGGAACAGCAGGUCCGCUGGUUCUCUUAUGACAUCAACAGCCCUUGUUAUAAUGCUACAAAAGCACUCAUGUUGAGUUGUUUCUAAGACUGUUAGUGUUUUCGUGUUAUGCAUGUGUUUUUGUGCCUAAGUGUUGACUGCUUCUGUUUUAACUCGGUAUGAUGAAGCACUCUCUGAAUGGUCCCCAAGAACCAAACAUUCCUGUUAACAGGCAAAAUAGAAAGACAGUGCCUGUGACUUCCACAUUUGGAUGUUAACAAAGAGACAUGCCAUCUUGAAGGGUAGCAGAUAGCCUAGCAGUCAAGGUUUCUGACAAAUUUUCUUUUUAAAAGGCUUCGAUAUUGUAUCACAGAGCCGAAAAGGAAAAAAAACAUAAUGUUUUGCCUUUAAGCAAGACAAUUUACUUCACUUAUUUACAGAUCCUGGGAGCAUGGGCUGUGACCCCACACUCUCAGGGUCAUCAGAGAGAGUGGGAUUGAAACUCACACUAAUAUAGUACAUAAUAUUACACUCUGGGAAAAAAAGGUUAUGUCAGAGGUAUGUAACAUAAUGUUCCAAACAAUGGGAACCGUUUUCUUCAACAAGAGGGAAACGGUCUCUGCUGAUAAUUAUUUUUUUAUUAGUAUAUUACAUUAUUUUAAAUCUUUCUUCUAAUAUUCCCAAUUAGGGAUGACACUUUCAGUCGGGUUUGAGAUGAUGUGCUAGCCUCUUGAGUAUGCACAGCCUUGAGUUUCGAGAGACAACUGACCACAAGAAGUGGCUUUUCUCAAGAGUUGCUGGGUGGUCACCUUCCCUAAGUACAUCAGUUCACCCAUAACAAUCUAAGCAUGAAACAACUGUUGAUUUAAUCAAGUCAGCCUCACUAUGCAAGUAAGCCUUUGCAUUUUCUGUUGGACACUCACUGAUGUCCGAAGGCCCCUGCCUCUGUUUGGACUGGCUACACUCGCAGAGAGACACAUACAGUGUACAUGUGUUGGGUAGAGGCCACAGAGGUCCAAGCAGAGUUGAGGAAUGGUUUUUAUACGGAAGAUGGAAGAUGCCGGUUUACCACUGAAGUGGCCGGUGUAGAUGAAGGACCUACAGUUAAUUUAACAUCGACAGAUCUCAUUGUGGUUCUGUGAAAUUAGAGUGAGAGAUGGGAAAGCAAGAAGCCUGGCAGUUUAGGCACUAGUAACCUAAUAUUGGCUAGAUUGAAUCCUAGAAGCCAAGGUGAAAAAUGUGUUGUUCUGGCCUUGAGCAAGACACUUACCACUUACUGCUCCAGUAAGUCAUUCUGGAUUAAAGGGUCUGUUAAAUCAGUGUUUCCAAGCACUGCCCCUAAAGUAGCUACAACAGCGCACAUUUAUGUUGUAAACAAAACAUAACUGAUUCCACUUACUGAUUACCUGCUAAUCAGUUGACAGGUUGAAUCAAGUGUGCUUCUGUGUUGAGUACUGGAUUACCAAAGGUAGAAACCACUGUGCUUAAAGAAGUAUCUAAAGGCGCCCAGGUACAUUGUCUGAAACACCCAGGAACAGUUUCUGAAACUGGACAUGGAGGGAAUGUUCAGAUGAUGUCAAUUUAGCAAACUGUAUGACUGAUUUCUGAUUGGAGGAGCCAAGAGCAAUGUGUAGGGUGUGUGUGUAUGUGUGUGUGUGUGUGUGUGUGUGUGUGUAUAGGUAGGCACAUUUUAUGUCUGUGUAUAUUUGGUAAUCAAAAUAGUUACUAUUAAUAUAUGUUUUAUGUAGUUUUAGAGUUGGCCCAUUGGGCCCAUUAUAAAAGGACCCCUCCCCGGUCUCUGAUGAUGCCAUUGUGAGCCCACACCGGUCCAUUUGCCUGACUGAGCCUUUAGUAUAGUCAUGCUCAAAAGGGAUUUAUAAAAA